AUGUCUGCACCGACCGUCCAGAACUUCCCCAAGCCCAAGUCCGUCACGGGCGGCUGCCUCUGCGGCUCAAUCCGAUACCGCGUCGACUUCCCCGACGGCCAUGACUUCCUGCAAUCGAGCGGAAGCUGCCAAUGCACGCAAUGCCGCCGCGGCACGGGCUCCCUCUUCUUCACCGCGCACUCCAUCCCGCUCAAGAGCCUGACCUACCUCACCGCAACAGACGCGCUCAAGAAGUUCUACGCGACGCCCGGCAUCACGCGGGGCUUCUGCGCCCACUGCGGCAGCUUUUUAUACUGGCGCGACGAGUCGAGCAACACGGUCGAUCUGGCCGUCGGGUGCGUGGAUCCGGAGCUUUUGGUCGGGGAAGGGGAGGAGGGAGUCGGGUUCGGGUUCGCGCUGGCGAACAUGGCGGGCGCGAAUAUCUGGUGCCGGAAUGAGAUUCGGGGCGUUACGGAUGGGAUGGUGGGGAGGGAGCGCGGGAGCAGGUGGGCGGAGAGGAGUGUGGAUGGGGUCAAGAUGUGA
Anthostomella pinea is the source of this 522-nucleotide messenger RNA. NCBI's taxonomy places the organism in Eukaryota, Fungi, Ascomycota, Sordariomycetes, Xylariales, Xylariaceae. The record is from the annotation of a GenBank genome assembly.